This is a messenger RNA of Anopheles nili, 2083 nucleotides long. Its product is annotated as lysophosphatidylserine lipase ABHD12. The transcript has 6 exons. Gene Ontology annotation, molecular function: monoacylglycerol lipase activity; phosphatidylcholine lysophospholipase A1 activity. Gene Ontology annotation, cellular component: endoplasmic reticulum membrane. Bases 9 to 1298 code for a protein of 429 amino acids. The record is from RefSeq and is a predicted model, not a curated record. NCBI's taxonomy places the organism in Eukaryota, Metazoa, Arthropoda, Insecta, Diptera, Culicidae. Gene Ontology annotation, biological process: phosphatidylserine catabolic process; monoacylglycerol catabolic process.
UCGCCACCAUGGUUCUGUUCGAUCUCGAUCGGCUCAUUACCGAUUUCUUCAAGACCACAGUCGUGCCGGGGAUCGCGAUUGGGCUGUGGUUAACCGAUUUAAUCGGCUACUGGGUGUGCUUCGCUUUGGUGGUGUCGUUUCUCGUCGCUUUCGUCCUGCUGCCGAUAUUCUUCAAAUUUUCCUUCGAGCUGCAGAAAAAGAUCCUGUUUCUCACCUUCAUUACCUAUCCGCCAAAUUUGGAGCUCAAGCGGCCAGAAAAGAGCGGCCUUUACGCGACACGCAACUUCUACAUCAACUACCGCGACCAAGAGGAAGAGAUCGAUGUGGACAUUGGCGUAUGGCACGUGCUGCCGAACGAUUUGGUGCACCGGUACGCGAAAGAGCUACACGUCGACGAGGGAAGGAUAUCGAACGGCACUCUGCCUACGAUAGAUGGCAACGUAAGCAAUGGUGGCAGCAUAUUGCCUGAUGCGAAGAGUUCCGCUAGUGAAACGGAAAACAAGUAUCGUGGCAUAGAGCGAGUGUUCCAGAGAGACGGGUUCACUCUGACCAACGAUGACCACCAGCGGGAACUGUUCGAGGAGUGUCUACGCGCGACAACGAACGAUGUCGUCCUGUAUCUGCACGGGAACACGGCCUCCCGAGGGGCGACCCAUCGGGUUGAGCUAUAUCAAAGGUUGCGUGGGCUUAACUACCACGUGAUAACGAUGGAUUACCGUGGGUACGGUGAUUCGGCCACUGUUUCGCCAACCGAGCGAGGAGUCGUCUACGAUGCACUAGCCGUGUAUCAGUACAUCACGAGUAUCACGAAGAAUCCGGUUUAUCUGUGGGGUCAUUCGCUUGGAACCGGCGUUUCAACGCAUCUCUUAUCGCUGCUGACCGAGAUGAGCUUACCCGGGCCCAGAGCGGUCGUCCUGGAGAGUCCUUUCAAUAACAUUAAGGAGGAGAUCUGUGCUCAUCCGUUCUCGACGAUGUAUCGCCAUUUGCCGUGGUUCGAUUUUCUCGUUUCCAAACCCAUGUACGACAACAAGCUGCGCUUUGAAUCUGAUCAGCAUAUAGGCGAGUUCCGCCAGCCCGUGUUAAUCCUGCACGCCGAGGACGAUCUCGUGGUGCCAUUCAAGUUGGGAUACAAGCUCUACCGCCGGGCGUUGGACACGAGAGGCAAAUCGUGGGGUCCGAUCGAAUUUCAUCGGUUCGAAAAGACCAGUCAUUAUGGCCACAAGUACAUCUGCCGAGCGCCGAAUUUGCCAGAAAUUGUUAUACGAUUUUUCCACGCGUACCGCAACGAGCAGUACUAGCGGUACUGAAAGUGGCAAGUGUAAAAUUGAACCCAAUUCAGUCCAGUUAGGACUGAUGUAUGUUGAGUUUGAGUGUCUAAAUGUCGCUGGAUUGUCCCGCAACGUGUGGAAGCCAAAUCUGCCUUGUAGCAUGUGGCAUGUGCAUUGAUCCAUUCAAAGCCAGGGAGUGCGUGCAAUGCACCUAGAAAGGAGAACUCUUCACCUAGUAGUUGUUAGGAAUUCGAAAAUAACAGGGAAAGACGCGAUACAAAGAAAGAGCCUAGCUCGAUUGUGUAGAGCGGCUAGUUUGCUCGCGUGUCUAUGACCAAAUUAAUUAGAUUUUUCGAAAUAAGCGUAGCCAUUCGAUUUGUAACAAGUGCUAGCAGAUCACCGAUAGUAUAGGGUGUUCUGUGUAUAGAAUACGCGUUGUCGUUAUUCAAAUAUCCUGUCAUGAUGUAAUAUCUUUUAGAUGAGCUGUUUGAGACCAAUGUCAAUAAACAAAAUUAUGGGAAAAAUAUUUACUGCCUCCAAACGAGCUUUCUUGUUUACGUUACGAUUACAUUGAGAGAAAUAACUCGCCGUAAAGUUGUGACGUUGUGUAUUGGUAUUUAAAAACAUGUAAAACGUUUGAGUUAAAUAGCAAUAACUUCAGUUAAAAAGCGUUCAAGAAAUUGUCUUACGAUUAUAUAACAAAGAAGAAAAUUCAGUAUGGUAAUAAUUAUCAAACCUUUUCAAAAACAAAUCUGUUCUAAAUAAUUAUAGAAGCGAGAAAAUAUAAGACAAAGAAGUGAGGUAAUAAAAUAGUG